GCGCAACUUUUCUUCAGCUCAACGCUAGUCCUGCUUUUGCUCCAGCUUUCUAUAUACUAUGGCUGCCCAGGCAACGUUCAAAUCCAUCAAAGCUGUCAUGCCUCUGCUUGACCGUGUCUUGGUUCAACGUUUUAAGCCAGAGACCAAAACUGCGACUGGGAUCUUCCUCCCUACGUCUGCCACCAGCAGCCCAUUACCUGAAGCAACUGUCAUUGCUGUUGGACCGGGUGCCCCAAACAAGGAGGGCAGUGUUGUACCAACAUCGGUCCAAGCUGGUGACCGUGUAUUACUUCCUGGAUGGGGUGGAAACUCCAUUAAAGUGGGCGAGGAUGAAUAUUUCCUCUUCAAGGACUCCGAGAUUCUCGCCAAGAUCCAGGAGUAAGGUUGAUGGUGGUUGUUGUCUGUAGUUAUGGUCGAGCUGGACAGGUUGGGCCUCGACAUGGGGGUGGAUUAAAAGUUUGCCGUCAUUUAACCAUGUUUAUUCAUUAAUUGCUCUGUUCACUGCAUUUUAUCGCAAUCUAUUCACAAGCAUCCCCACUC
Serpula lacrymans var. lacrymans S7.9 is the source of this 540-nucleotide messenger RNA. RefSeq lists its product as uncharacterized. The coding region runs from base 59 to 382 and encodes 107 amino acids. The transcript is spliced from 4 exons. Gene Ontology annotation, molecular function: protein-folding chaperone binding; ATP binding; metal ion binding. The record is from RefSeq and is a predicted model, not a curated record. Gene Ontology annotation, cellular component: mitochondrial matrix. Lineage: Eukaryota; Fungi; Basidiomycota; Agaricomycetes; Boletales; Serpulaceae.